AUGUCAAAAGGGAAUAAACCAGGGACGCAUUUCACUAAGGAGGGUUGGAGGAAUCUUAUUGAAUCAUUCUAUGAAAAGACAGGUAUAAGGUAUAGUAAGAGACAAAUGAAGAAUCAUUGGGAUUUCACCAAGAAGCAGUGGAAAGUCUGGGUUAAGCUAAUUGCUGAAGUUAGUAUGAAAUGGGAUCCAAGUACCAAUGGAUUUGGUGCUAGUGCAGAAGAUUGGGCUAACUACAUACAGGUAAACCCAGAAGCUGCACAGUUUCAGUAUAAAGAACUCCCAUGCCCUGACAUACUGGAUAUCGUUUUUGCUGGAACUAUGGAUUCUGAAGAUAUGGAACCUUCUAAUUCUCGGAGGCAAAGUAAUAGCUCAGACACCUCCCUUCUGCACUCCGAAGAACAAGAGUUAGUGACUGUGGAGGGGGGAGAUGAGCAUCUUUCGAAUGCCAUUCCCUUAAGGAGUUAUGAAAUGGGUCAGUCUAAACACCGUAGAACAACUGCAAGUGAGCAGAGUAUAUCUAGCUCAUCCCAGCCAAAGACAAAGGCCAUUUGGAUGCCUGCAACCCAUGAAGUAUUUCUUGAUCUAUGUCUAGAAGAGGCAUUAAAGGGGAAUAAACCCGGGACACAUUUUACCAAGGACGGUUGGAGGACUAUUGUUGAAUCCUUUCAACAAAAAACUGGCCUUAUGUAUAAUAGGUUACAGUUGAAGAACCAUUGGGAUAUCACCAAGGAACAAUGGAAAGUCUGGUGUAAGCUAAUUGGCACAAGUAGUAUGGGUUGGAAUCCAAACAGCGGAAGAUUUUCAGCAAAUGAUGAAGAUUGGGCCAACUACUUAGAGACAGACCCAGAAGCUGCACCAUUCCGCUUUAAGGAACCUCAAUCCACCGACAAGUUGGAAACCAUAUUUGAUGGAACAACAGUUACAGGAGAGACAGAGCCCCCUGCUAGGCGUAGGAAGUAUAAUCAUGAUUUGAGUGCAUCUCUUUUGCAUAUAGAAGAAGCAGGCACAGUGAACCGAGAGAGGGACGUUGAGCAUCUUGAUGCUGUAACAGUUUUCUUUUAUGCCUGGCAAGCAAACUUAUAG
Messenger RNA from Prunus armeniaca (apricot), 1083 nucleotides. NCBI's taxonomy places the organism in Eukaryota, Viridiplantae, Streptophyta, Magnoliopsida, Rosales, Rosaceae. The record is from the annotation of a GenBank genome assembly.